Messenger RNA from Dunckerocampus dactyliophorus (ringed pipefish), 2298 nucleotides. RefSeq names its product gamma-aminobutyric acid receptor subunit rho-3. Gene Ontology annotation, molecular function: neurotransmitter receptor activity; GABA-A receptor activity; extracellular ligand-gated monoatomic ion channel activity. The transcript has 10 exons. NCBI's taxonomy places the organism in Eukaryota, Metazoa, Chordata, Actinopteri, Syngnathiformes, Syngnathidae. Gene Ontology annotation, cellular component: neuron projection; membrane; GABA-A receptor complex. Bases 628 to 2040 code for a protein of 470 amino acids. The record is from RefSeq and is a predicted model, not a curated record. Gene Ontology annotation, biological process: signal transduction; nervous system process; monoatomic ion transmembrane transport.
UAAAUUGAGGGGCGAGAUGAGGCUGGAUUAGGGAUUAACUCUUGACAUCCUUUUAUUGUUUAUGAGCCGCCUCCAGAUUUGUGAUUUUUUUUCCCCCCAUCUCACACACUUGUGCACACACGCGCGCGCACACACACACACAGACAAGGUGAAGGUGUGCAUGCGACACCAACAGGUGCCUGUUUUUUUUUCAUGGCUGUGCUGAUAAAAUCCUGAUUAGUGUGUUUGUAGGUUAGAGAAAGAUUGCUGUGGCUGUAGAUAAGAGGAUUAGGGUGGAAUUAGUGUCAUUCCUCCAUCGCCGGGAGGAAUAGAUUCAUAUCGAUUUUAAUCAGCGAGAGAACAAUUCACAGAUGAAGCAGGCAGAGGAGGAGUGAUGUGACCCCUGGAAAGGCAGACGUUCCUGGACAUGAUGAGGAAUGCAGCACGGACAAGAAGAAGCAGCGGGACCAAUUCCUGGGAUGCGUCUGGGCAGUGGGCUGUGCGGCCGUUCCCCGCCGUGAGCUGUGAGAUGUUUGCGCCCAGCUUCCCGCGCUAGUCGACACGCGCUUGAGGCCUGACAGGGGAGACGUGGAGGUGCUCGGGGGUGAAGAGUUUGCGGGGGUGGGCUGGAGGUGGAUGCUAUGAAAGAUGAAGGUGGACGUGCUGACUUGUCUGACGGUGGCCGCCGCGAGCCUCGUCGCCAUGGUGACCGGGGGUCGCAGCUCCGGGCGCAGGAAGCACAAGGAGGUCUUCCUGGGGGAAAACAGCAAGUUCAAGUUUGGAGGACGGAUCGACUACAAGCUGAAGAAGCAGGACAGCACCAAAACACUGUUGAUAAAAAGUGAACAGCUGCUGAGGAUCGAGGAGCACGACUUUGCCAUGAGACCUGGCUUUGGAGGAUCGGCCAUCCCGGUGGGCAUCGACGUGCAGGUGGAGAGCAUCGACAGCAUCUCUGAAGUCAACAUGGAUUUCACCAUGACCUUGUACCUGCGCCACUACUGGAAAGACGAGCGCCUGGCCUUCCCGUCUCGCAACAACCAGAGCAGGACGUUCGACUCGCGGCUGGUGAAGAAGAUCUGGGUCCCAGACGUCUUCUUUGUCCACUCCAAGCGCUCCUUCAUCCACGACACCACCACGGAAAACAUCAUGCUGCGCGUGUACCCCGACGGGAACAUCCUCUACAGUGUCAGGGUCACUGUGACGGCUCUGUGCUCCAUGGACUUCAGCAGCUUCCCUCUGGACACACAGAACUGCUCACUGGAGCUGGAAAGCUAUGCGUACAAUGAGAACGAUUUGAUGCUGUACUGGAAAAACGGAAACGACUCCCUGAGGACUGACGAAAUCGUCUUGUCUCAGUUCUUCAUCGAGCAUUUCCACCCCUCCAGCGGCCUGGCCUUCUACAGCAGCACAGGAUGGUACAACCGUCUGUUCAUCAACUUCAUCCUGCGGAGGCACAUCUUCUUCUUCAUGCUGCAGACGUACUUCCCCACCAUGCUGAUGGUGGUGCUGUCCUGGGUGUCCUUCUGGAUCGACCGCAGGGCUGUCCCUGCUCGCGUCUCUCUAGGUAUAACCACAGUGCUUACCAUGUCCACCAUCAUCACAGGAGUGUCCUCCUCCAUGCCUCAGGUGUCCUACGUGAAGGCGGUGGACAUCUACCUGUGGACCAGCUUCCUGUUUGUCUUCCUGUCCGUCAUCGAGUAUGCGGCGGUGAACUACUGCACCACACUGGAGGAGAUGAGGAAAAUGAGGGGGGGAAAGCUUCCGUCCACCUUCAACGCCAGCCAGGCCAUGGCCUUUGACGGCUGUUUCCAUGACAACGACAUUGAGCUGACGCCGUUCCCCAGCAUGGCUCAGGCCCUGACCUCCGACCCCCUCACAGCGCCCUCGCCGCACCAGGACCCCUGCCCCUCAGAGGGGACCCGCCUGCGCCGGCAGCGCUCCAUGCGGGAGAAUGUGGACCUCCUGGUGAGCAACAGCUACAUGAUCGACUCGUACUCCCGCCUGGCCUUCCCUCUGUCCUACCUCCUCUUCAACACCAUCUACUGGAGCCUCUACUCCUGAGCUGCUGAGUGGACACUACGGAAGCCGGAAUACGUGGAGAAAACCCACACAUGCACGGGGAGAACAUGAAAACGCCACACAGAGAUGUUCCAACAGAUUCACACCCGGAUGACCAGACUGUAAGGCUGUCACUAACCACAAGGCCACCAUGCGGCCGAGAUGACACUAAUAGCUUCCUUUUUUACAACAGUGUACAUGUCAAUGUCGUUCAUACUUGAAUAUCCCCGUCUUGUUGGGGAACCACACAACUAAAGGAAA